ACAUACUUGAAACAUGGCGGAUCAAACGGACCCACUGGAUAAAGGUUCGUCUAACAAUGAUAAUGAAACACAAUUAAAGAAAUUAGAAGAGCAACAAAAAGUCAUCGAUCGAGCGCCUUUUCGUCACCUAAAAAUUGACGACGCUAGUUGCCUUGAUACAAUCGAAGGAAGAGAAAUAUGCGGCAAGUGUUACAAGUCUCGAAAAUUCUUUUGUUACACCUGCUACUCUCCCGUGAUAGACGAUAAAUUCAUUCCUCGGAUUAAGUUACCUAUUAAAAUUGAUAUCAUUAAACAUGUUCAAGAAAUUGAUGGUAAAAGCACAGCAAUCCAUGCAGCUAUCGUUGCCCCGGAAGAUGUCAAAAUCUAUACUUACCCAGACUUCCCAGAAUUCUCGGCAGAUGAAAAAUUCUUAUUUUUCCUAGUAAAACAGCAAUGAAUAUUGAAGAUUUGUUUGCAAGGAAAUUAGAACCAGAAGUUGAAAUGGUUGCAGAUACCUCAAAGAGCAAAUUUCCUAUAACCAGAGCAGUAUUUAUAGAUAGUACAUGGCAUCAAACAAAGUCUAUUUACAAAGACCAAAGAUUACGAGAUUUACCUUGUGUAAUAUUAAAGUCUCGAAUUUCACAAUUUUGGAGACAUCAGAAAAAAAGUCCAAGGUGGUACUUAGCAACAGUAGAGGCAAUUCAUCAAUUCCUUGUUGAAUUGCACACAAGUGCUUAUGGAAUAGUUGAGAAUUAUGCAGAAAUUGAAGAAAGAUUAGCAUUAUCAACAGAUACCAAAAGUAUUGUAAAUGAGUCAGAUUUAUAUAAGCCUUAUAAUGGUCAAUAUGACAAUUUGUUAUACUUUUUUAAAUACAUGUAUGAAAAGAUACAUCUUAUAUAUGAUCAUGACAAAUUAUGGGCUUACAAGAGGCCUUUAAUUUAGUGCUGUGAUAAAAUAAAUUAUUUUUACGAUUAUAAGUGCUUUUUUUUAAUAGUCCAGAUCAUUUUUAUGCACGAUACUUUGACAGUAGUUCAAUUAAACAAAUGACAUCAAAAUGUUUCUAACCAAAAAUGUGUUAACAAGUUCAUCCUUUUUCUUCUCAUUUUAAAAAUUUUUGCUCUCUUGGUUUUGUCUGUUAAAGUAAAAUUUUUUAAUCAUGGAAAAUUUUAAAAAAGAUCUAGACAGUUUAAGCUUUCGAAGCAGUGCUGAAAUACAAUUUUUGGAACAAGUUAAGGAAUGUCGUCAUCACCUCCAUUGCAUGGAAAAAUUACUGUUUGAACUACAGCAAACACCUGCAAGUGGUAGUGAAAAAGAAAUUAAAUCUGAUUCCUCAAUGAUUGACUGCAAUCAACAAUUCAACAAAACGUCUAAUUCAAGCAGUAGUUUUCCAGAUUUGCAAUCAUUAAUGCAAGAAUUUGAGAACAAAAUUAAUUCUAAGAUGACAAUGGACAGUGAUAGUAUAAAUACUCCAAAAAAAGAAUCAAUACAAAUUUGGUUGCAUACAGUUAGCAAUGAGAAUACUUGCAGUCCAUUAACUUUUGUCAUGCAAGUGCCAAAUAAUAUUUUCAAUUUAUUGAACAAAAGCAAUCCUAAUAGCCAAUCAACCAAUUUUUCACAUCAUUCUUCUGAGACUAAAUUGUGUAAACCUCGAAGACACAAAAGAUUAACAUUAUUACUUAAUAAACUUUUCAAGAGGAAGAAAAGCAAUUCAUUGCCAACAAUAACAAUAAGCACUAAUCUUUUAGAAAAUUUAGAACUUCUGAAAAUAAAACGUGAUGAAAGCAUCACUAACUCUUCUCAUUGCUCAAAUACAAGCAAUUUGAAUUAUAAAUCAAUAUUGAAAGAUGAACAACACUCUACAGAUAAAAAUUCAUUAAGUGAUAAUUCAGUUCAUGCAGGAAUGGAUAAUAAAUUUGGUGAUUCUAAAAAUAAAGCUACGGUUAUCAUUCCUAUUACUUAUAAUUUUGAUGAAAAAUCUUCAACAACAAUAACACCCAAUUUAACUGUUCAACUUGAAACAAAUCCUCAAUUGACCACAUGUUCAAAUUGUGUAAAAAUUACAAAUGAAAUUCCAGUUUCAUCAAGCAUUCUUGAAAAAGAAAUGGAAAUCCAUUCUAAAGCAGAUGUUCAGCCUACUGAUAUUCUUUUGGAAACCUUAAUUAAAACUUUGUUAAAAACCACUGAAAGAUUGGAACACUUGGAAACAUUGAAGACAGUUACAGAAAAUUUAAGUAAAAAGGAACUAAAACUAGAAAAACGACAUUGCUGUCAUAAGAAUUGUAAAAUCAAUGACAAUGCAAAAUCAAAAACCUCUGAUUAUCUUACACAAUAUUUUGUGAAUGAUACAAGAAAUAAAACAAGUGAGUCAAGACAAGACAAGAAAAAAAAGCAACAGAUCCCAAAGAGGCAAUCAUCUAAACUCAGCAUUUGUUCAUCAUCUGGUAGUAUAUCAAGUGAUGAAGAGCCAUUUAGAAAUUCAGGGAUCUUAAGACCACAGCACAUUCAAAGGCAUAAAAGAUGCCAGUCCCCUUCUAUGCUUAAUUAUCUCGUUUGUCAGAGUGAAAGAGACAUUGAUCAGAAAUAAUAGCUGUGUGAACAUUGACACUACUUAUGGGUUGAAAAAAAAAUGUCAAGUAUAAAAUAGAUCGAGAAAAUGUUAUAGCAGCAUAUACAAUAUUUUGUUAAAUGUUUUACUAAUUUUUGGUAUAACUUUUUUUAGUUAUUUUUGCGAGAAUAAAGUAACGUAAAACGAA
Molecule: messenger RNA, 2732 nt
Organism: Nasonia vitripennis (jewel wasp)
Lineage: Eukaryota; Metazoa; Arthropoda; Insecta; Hymenoptera; Pteromalidae
Product: DTW domain-containing protein 1
Exons: 6
Coding region: 1136-2563 (475 amino acids)
Biological process (GO): tRNA modification
Cellular component (GO): nucleus
Molecular function (GO): tRNA-uridine aminocarboxypropyltransferase activity
Source: RefSeq, a predicted model, not a curated record